Myxocyprinus asiaticus (Chinese sucker) is the source of this 1019-nucleotide messenger RNA. RefSeq names its product dynactin subunit 5. Lineage: Eukaryota; Metazoa; Chordata; Actinopteri; Cypriniformes; Catostomidae. The transcript is spliced from 6 exons. The coding region runs from base 77 to 625 and encodes 182 amino acids. The record is from RefSeq and is a predicted model, not a curated record.
GCGGAAAUAGCGAGGGAGUGGUUGACAGCUGCUGAUCUCAAGAGUUUCACGAGCAAAACAAUACAAUUUUGCAAAUAUGGAGCUGUGUGAGAUAUUAUACAAUAAGGCAGAAUACAUCGAGACGGCGUCGGGCAAUAAAGUGAGCAGACAGUCCGUUCUUUGCGGCAGUCAGAACAUUGUACUCAAUGGAAAAACUAUUGUGAUGAAUGACUGUAUUAUCAGAGGAGAUCUUGCUAAUGUCAGAGUUGGGCGACAUUGUGUCAUUAAAAGUCGUAGUGUAAUCCGACCACCUUUUAAGAAAUUCAGCAAAGGUGUGGCUUUCUUCCCCCUACAUAUUGGGGACCAUGUUUUCAUAGAGGAGGACUGUGUUGUCAACGCCGCACAGAUAGGAUCAUACGUCCACAUUGGCAAGAACUGUGUGAUUGGUCGACGCUGCGUCUUAAAGGACUGCUGUAAGAUAUUGGAUAAUACUGUCCUUCCUCCAGAGACAGUGGUUCCUCCAUUCACAGUGUUCUCUGGCUGUCCAGGUUUGUUUUCAGGAGAGCUCCCUGAAUGUACACAGGAACUGAUGAUCGAUGUUACCAAAAGUUACUACCAGAAAUUCCUCCCUCUCAGCCAGAUCUAGGACUAAACUUCAGUUUUGUGUCUUCUGGGACCAAAAGCACUAAUAGACUGUUGCUGCAGUUACAUACUUGCAGUAAAUACACCUAGCUUUGAUCAUGUCCAUGCUAAUAUAGAAAAGUAUAAAAUAUGUGAAUCAGUUAUACACACAUCUCUCCUGUAUUUCAAAUAGGUAUGUUUAGAUUAAUGCAUCUUAUUUGAUGCCGUUGCAACACAGCAGUCUUAUUUGCAAUGCUGGGGGAGAUCACAAGACUCAGUGAUCAGCUGAUAUACUGAAAGUCCUUUAUUUAUUACAAAUGAGCUUUUUAGCUUUACCAUCUCUGCAACACUAAAUGGUAUCUGUGUGAUAAAACAGAUUUUAUUAUAGUUGUUAAUAAAUGCUUUUUUUAUAAAGAAAA